Molecule: messenger RNA, 3543 nt
Organism: Daphnia pulicaria
Lineage: Eukaryota; Metazoa; Arthropoda; Branchiopoda; Diplostraca; Daphniidae
Product: neurochondrin homolog
Exons: 9
Coding region: 395-3397 (1000 amino acids)
Biological process (GO): neuron projection development; regulation of neuronal synaptic plasticity
Cellular component (GO): dendrite
Source: RefSeq, a predicted model, not a curated record
AUUUGGAGAAGCUAGAAAAAAACAAAACACACACGACAGUCGGGAAGCCCUCGUGUUUUAAUUUGCCGCCCCCAAGAAGGCAAAAUUCCGGCUGGAAAGCCUAACAGAAAAAUCUAAUUUUAGAAGUGUAGAAGAAAGAAGAAGAAAACGUUCAUACGUGCAAGAAGCAGCCCUUUGGGAAAUUCUAAAAUUAGAAGAAAGACGCAUCGGCACAAGAGUGCAACGUUUAAGACGGGCUGUUUUCAUCUACCGGUUCACUCUUGAAAGCAAGAAAGUGUGGCCGGAAGACGUUGAAAUUUUCCAAGUCAUUUGUUCAACCUUGACAGUUUACGCGCAGAGAAACUAAAAUUGUGCUUGUCCUUUGUUUAAAGAGGGACAAUCAUUUGAUCCAAUCAUGAGUAAAAAAGAGAAAGUCCCUGAAUCUGUCCUUCGCUGUGUGGUGGCCCUGAGAAGUGCCAAGUCUGACAAUGACAAGUUCGCCUCAUUGUUUGUUGUAACCAAGUUGAUCAAGGCUGACGAGUGUGACCAGCACUCCCUCAAGCUUUUGUAUGAUGCCAUUGGAUUUGAUUUCCUUAAUCGUCUUCUCAAGUCCACUGAAGUUCCACAAGACUGCCCACCAUUCAUCUACAAAUCGAUAGCACUCUCCAUAGUGAGUUGCUUCUGCAGUGUACCAGAGAUUGUUGAAUCUGAUUCCAUUCUGGGUAUCAUACCUGUUCUCCUGGAUAUCGUCAGCACAUCUGACACAGAUGACAUGGAGGACAACUUGAUGCUGGUCUCCGAUUGCUACACCUGCCUUCAGGCUAUUGCCUUUUUUGAGUCUGGAAGGAAGGCUUUGUUAACGAAAGGCUGCUUGCUGAAGCUGACAGAGGUUUAUGUGGAAGAAAUGUUUCGACAUGAUCAAGCUCUGCAAUUGCUGGUCUACAUCACAUCAAAGGAAGGCAAACAACUCUGGGCUGGCCACGAAGAACCCUUCAAGCAACUCUUGAACAGACUUGCUAAUGAAUUCAACGGCGAUACUACGGAAAAGAAAUUUGAGCUAUGCAAAAUGCUUGCCGUCUUCCUUGCCAAUAGUCCUCGAUUGCCAGUCGUCGAAUUGCAAAAAGAAGACUGGCCUCAACACACACUGCUAACACUUGAAGGCAUCCUAUGCAGCCGUAUUGGGACAUCGCAACGUGAUAGCGCCCUGCAACUCAUUUCCCGUCUCUUGGAACUCAUGGGCAUUGGGUGGGGUUUGAAGUUCGGACCCAAUCCUCGCCAAUUUUUGUUGCUGCUAGUCAAUUUGGCAUGUGUUGAAGUCCGCAUGAAACUCGAAGAUAGGACGCUAGAGCAAGCGAUAGAAUCGGCCGAUAUUUUAGUGGCUUGUUAUUCGGUCGUCGAGCUGUUCAUCACUUUCAUGACGUCACAAGGCUUUCUUGAUUUCGAUGCCAAACAGAGAGAGCAAGCAUAUUGCGCCCUCAAAGGAGCAGUUGGGUCCAUUUUGGCUAUGCUGCACCGAACGGACGAAGAAUCCUCGCACGAAUGGACUCGUCCCGUCAACGACCGCCGAACGGAGUUCGUCUGCGCCUCCAUUCGUAUCCUUGGCUCUUGGCUUGCCGAAGAAACUUCCAGCAUGAAAGAAGAGGUCUGUGCCGUCCUACCAUUCAUCAUCACCGUUUGCUCCAGGAUGUACGAAGAGCGUAAGUUGGGCUCCAUCAGCGACAUGCCUGAUCCCUUACGCUUUAUGCUUCCAGCCUUCUGUCAUCUCGCAGCUGAGGAUGCCCCUCGAAAAAUCAUGCUAUGCCAAAAAUUGCCGCAACUCCUCUAUGACUAUCUGCUCUAUCAAUGGGGUAUCUUCUCAAAAUGGCUGGCCCUCCAGCCCACCGUCGCUGCCGAUUGGUUACACGUUCACACGACGCCAGAAGAAGAUGACGUAGCCGAAGCCAACCGACCCGAGUCUGAAUCAGCAAUUAUUCUCGUCUGCGGUGUCUUUAUGAACCUUGCCGUGUUGGAACCGGAGCUCGUCGCCACCGACGUUGUCUUCGCCCAGCUCCUAAAAUUCUGCAUCACCAACCUCCCACCGUUAGUCCAUCGGCAGGAUUUUAUCGUUUUGUUGGGUAACGUCGCCGUCUUGGGUCUCCUCCUCCUUCGUCACCACACCUGGAAAUACGCACAAGGAGACAGCGCAGCUUUCCGGUACAUCCAGGGCACCGUGUCGUUCCUGUGGGAUGCGCACAACAGCGAGGAGUCGUGUGACUCCUUGAGCCUCGUCAUUUCAUUGCGCUACAAAAGGGACUGGCCCGACUUGGCCGAACUCUGGUUUCUCGGCAUGCAAGGCCUUAGCAACGUCAUGGGCAAAUUGGACUGGAUCGUCGAAUUCAUUGUCGAUUCCGGCUGGCCCCAUGAGAUGAUGAAGUCAUUGUCGCGGAUCGUUGCUGGCGCGAUUGAUGCCAACACACGUACCGCGUACGAAGAUUUUCUCUGCUGCCUUUUACGUGCCCAGCCCGACAAAGUCAAAGCCGUCAUUUUGGAAAACCGUGAAGAGGUUUAUGAAGUUUGGAAGAAACUGCGCUACACUUACAUGACGCUGGAUGGACCGGCUGCAAACCUUUUGUCGGCGCUUCGCAAACAUAACUACACUAUCGGCCUGAUUACCAAUGGACCCUCGCGAUCUCAGUGGGAAAAAAUCGUUCAAAUUGGAGCUGAAGACUAUUUUGAUUUGAUACUAAACAACUACUGUGCAACUGUUCGUGUUGAAGGAGAAGAUUCAAUGUUUACUCUACCAGAAUAUGAAAUCAUCAUUGAAGAUGAAAAAAUUGAGCCCCAAACUGGUAAACUUUCGACAUCAGAUGAAGCAGAGCUUAAAGAGUUUGAGAAAAUUCUUAAAGCUAAAAAUCCUACUUUUCAAAAUGAUGAAUCUAUUAACGAGUCGCUAGAAGAAUCAGUUACAGAUGUUAAAGAGGACAAAAUGUUUUUGAAAUUUAAAGAGAAAAUUGACAGCUAUCCUGAUCAAGUACUACGGACUGCCAUUGCUAAUUUUGCAAACUGUGUCAAGCCAGGUGGUUUGUUGCUAAUUGAUCAUAGGAACUAUGACUAUAUUCUCAAUAACUGUGCAACACCAGCUAAGAAUAUCUACUACAAUAGCAACCACAUCGUUGAUAUUAAAACUUCGGUUUUGUGCGUUAACAGAAGACCCACUUUGGUCACUAUGGAUUAUAUUAUGAACAUUCCAUCUAUGGGAAUUGAACAUGAGUCGUUUCGCUUGUCAUACUAUCCGCAUCGUUUAGAUGAAUUCAAGGGACUACUCAAAGAAGCCUUUGGAGACUCCUGCAAACACACUGUUUUUGGUGAUUUUAAACAAUUGGAAGAAAUCACUGAUCCUGCCUUCUACAUUCAUUUAGUAGAAAAGCUGACUGAGUAAAGUAAACAAAAAAGUGAUUUGCAAAAAGGAGGGGAAGAAAUCUGCAUUUUUUUCUUAUGAAAAAUUCUUUUAAUUCUUAUGUUUUGUGGAUUUAUAUUUCAAUAAUUUUUUGGAAGGUUAAAAAAAAUACAAAUAGUUUUCGCGGA